Lemur catta (Ring-tailed lemur) is the source of this 1689-nucleotide messenger RNA. It is a transcript of the gene OTOP2, whose product is annotated as otopetrin 2. The record is from RefSeq and is a predicted model, not a curated record. Gene Ontology annotation, molecular function: proton channel activity. Bases 1 to 1689 code for a protein of 562 amino acids. Gene Ontology annotation, cellular component: membrane. The transcript has 6 exons. NCBI's taxonomy places the organism in Eukaryota, Metazoa, Chordata, Mammalia, Primates, Lemuridae. Gene Ontology annotation, biological process: proton transmembrane transport.
AUGUCUGAGGAGCUGGCCUCGGGCCCCAAGGAGAGCCCGCCGGCGCCACAGGCGGAACCCAGCGAGAUGUGGAAGAAGGGCGGCCGCCUGCUGUCGGUGCUCCUGGCCCUGAACGUGCUGCUCUUCGCCUGCACGCUCAUCAGCGGCGCAGCCUUCAACAAGGUGGAGGUGUACGACACCGACGUGUUCGCGCUGCUCACCGCGAUGAUGCUGCUCACCACGCUAUGGAUCCUCUUCUACCUCCUGCGCACGGCCCGCUGCCCCGACGCCGUGCCCUACCGGGACCCGCAUGCCGGCCCCAUCUGGCUCCGAGGUGGGCUGGUGCUGUUUGGGAUCUGCACUCUUGUCAUGGAUGUCUUCAAGACCGGCUACUACUCCAGUUUCUUUGGGUGCCAGUCAGCCAUCAAGAUCCUGCACCCCCUCAUCCAGGCUAUGUUUGUCAUCAUCCAGACUUACUUUCUCUGGGUCUCCGCUAAAGACUGUAUUCACGUCCACCUGGAUCUGACCCGGUGUGGUCUCAUGUUCACACUCACCACCAACCUGGCUAUCUGGAUGGCGGCUGUCGUGGAUGAAUCCAUGCACCAGGCCCACUCCUAUAGCGGUGCACUCGGCAACACCAGCCACACCCGCAUUGCUCCUGACCUGGAGCGGGUGGGCAGCACGGUCGAAGGAGAUUCCUGCCCCUGCAACACAGCCGUCUGCCAGAUCUUCCAGCAGGGCUACUUCUACCUGUACCCCUUCAACAUCGAGUACAGCCUCUUCGCCUCUACCAUGCUCUACAUCAUGUGGAAGAACGUGGGCAGGCUGCUGGCCUCCACCCCCGGCCAUGGCCACAUGCCAUCCCCGGUCAACUUCCGAGAGACAUUUUUUGCUGGCCCAAUCCUGGGCCUGCUGCUCUUUUUGCUGGGGCUGGCUGUCUUCAUCACCUAUGAGGUCCAAGUGAGUGAGGAGGAGGGCCACACCCAGCAGGCCCUAGUCGUCUACUACAGCUUCAACAUUGUCUGUCUGGGACUCAUGACCUUGGUCAGCCUGAGUGGCUCAGUCAUCUACCGUUUCGACCGCCGGGUCAUGGACCACCAUAAGAACCCCACGCGCACCCUGGAUGUGGCCCUGCUGAUGGGUGCUUCCCUGGGCCAGUAUGCCAUCUCCUACUACUCCAUCGUGGCUGUGGCGGUGGGCACGCCCAGGGACCUGCUAGGAGGGCUUGACCUAGCCCAUGCCCUGCUCAUGAUUGCUCAGCACAUCUUUCAGAACGUGUUCAUCAUUGAGAGCCUCCACCGGGGACCACCGGGGGCUGAACCUUGUGAUAAUCCCCCCAAGGAGCCCUGCCAAGGCCUUAUCUUUGCCAACCAGGAUGCCCUCCACUCCUUGCCCGCCUGUCCACCCAGCCCCAGGCCGGCAGGCCCCAGCUCAGCAGGCCCUCAGGAAGCAGUGGCCAUCAUCUUGGCCCCCAGGGGCCACUGGAGACGCCGGUGCCUAAAAGACAUUUCUCUCUUUCUCCUGCUCUGCAAUGUCAUCCUGUGGAUCCUGCCUGCGUUCGGCGCCCGCCCUCACUUCAGCAGCACAGUGGAGGUGGAAUUCUAUGGCUAUUCCCUCUGGGCAGCCAUCGUCAACAUCUGCUUGCCUUUCGGCAUCUUCUACCGCAUGCAUGCCAUAUCCAACCUGCUGGAGGUCUAUGUGCUGUCCUGA